ACUCCAUCCAUUUUUCUCUUUUCAAUUCAAAAAAGGAAAAAAAUACAGCUUGAGUGAGUUGGAGUGUAAGACUGAACUCAGGAAACCCUAACUGCAACAAAACUAACCACACCAAAAUUUUACGUCCACUACAAGAAAACCCAUUUCCAAAUCCAUCGAAGACUAGAUUCCCAUUUUACCCUCCGACUCUCACCACCAAUGCUCCUUAGUGCACUAAUCGCCGGCUGAUAUUCCGACUCCACCUUCCACUCCGGCCAUGUCGCUUGACGGCCGCCCCGGCGACCGCCGUGAAGGGCCCUCGCCGGUGACCGGGAACGGUGUCGUAUUGGAGGACUCGAACAGGCCGGCGCUCGCACCCAUGUCGAGCCAGAGGCUGAGAUUGAUCCCAAACAAGGAUCACAAUCCGGAUAACUACGAUGACAUGGAAUUGGAUUUCAGUCCCUCGAUUUUCACCUCGCUCGAGCGGUUCCUGCCUCCAAGCAUGCUCGGGAUGCCUCGACAUGAUAAGGUUAAGUUCAUGACGGAGAUUCUGCUCAAGUACUUGCCUCACGGAGAGCGUAACAGAGUUCAGAAACAUAGAGACUACAGGCAGAAGAUUAUAUCAAAUUAUCAGCCUUUACAUAGAGAGUUAUACAGUAUGCACCCAGCAACCACCUUUGUGGCUCCAUUUCUGAAAGCAGUUAGUGAUAAUACUGAGGAAAGCUUCAGAAGGAUAAUGUCUGAACCCUCGCCAGGGGUCUUUACAUUUGAGAUGUUUCAGCCGCAGUUCUGUGAAUUAUUGUUGUCUGAGGUGGAGAAUUUUGAAAAAUGGGUUAAUGAAGCCAAAUUUAGAAUCAUGCGGCCAAAUACAAUGAAUAAAUACGGUGCUGUUCUUGAUGAUUUCGGCCUUGAAACCAUGCUUGACAAGCUUAUGGAGAAUUUUAUUCGUCCUAUAUCUAAAGUGUUCUUUGCUGAAGUUGGUGGAUCAACUUUGGAUUCUCACCAUGGUUUUGUUGUUGAAUAUGGUGAAGAUAGGGAUGCUGACUUGGGUUUUCAUGUGGACGACUCUGAAGUAACUUUGAAUGUGUGCUUGGGUAAGCAAUUUUCUGGAGGAGAAUUGUUUUUUCGAGGCACGCGGUGUGAUAAACAUGUAAAUAGUGGAAGCCAUUCAGAGGAGAUCUUUGAUUAUUCACAUGUUCCAGGAUGUGCUGUGCUUCAUCGUGGCCGUCACCGGCAUGGUGCUAGAGCAACGACAUCAGGUCAUCGCAUCAAUUUACUUCUAUGGUGCAGAAGUUCUGUAUUUAGAGAGAUGAAGAAGUAUCAGAAAGAUUUCUCCAGCUGGUGUGGGGAAUGCUUGCGUGAGAAGAAAGAGAGGCAACGCAUAUCAAUCAGAGCUACCAAAAGGGAGUUGCUCAGGAGGGAAGGUGAAUCCACGGCAUGAUCUUUCGUCAGUGCUUAUAUACGCCCUUGUGUUGUAAAAUUAUGUACUUUUAACCUUAGUCGUCCAAUGACCAGAAGACUGGUCUACUCUUGAUGAAACUGGAGGAAAGUUGUGCUUCUGUGAAUCAUUGUAAGUCAGGACGUGCCUGCAUUUGUACAUCGAUUGUGUCAAGAAAUGAUAACUUCUCAUCUUGAAGCAUGCUUCAUGCACGAAACUUAUGUAAAAAGAAUUAUCUGAGUCCAUUAUAAUUUACAUUUAUGGACAUCUGAAAGUUUGUAUCUAGUCUUAGGUAAAUUUGUAUUUUCAUGAUUGACAAUUUUUUUUUUUGGA
Prunus dulcis (almond) is the source of this 1750-nucleotide messenger RNA. RefSeq names its product 2-oxoglutarate and iron-dependent oxygenase domain-containing protein CP2. The transcript has 9 exons. Gene Ontology annotation, molecular function: L-ascorbic acid binding; oxidoreductase activity, acting on paired donors, with incorporation or reduction of molecular oxygen; iron ion binding. The record is from RefSeq and is a predicted model, not a curated record. NCBI's taxonomy places the organism in Eukaryota, Viridiplantae, Streptophyta, Magnoliopsida, Rosales, Rosaceae. Bases 257 to 1420 code for a protein of 387 amino acids.